Messenger RNA from Tinamus guttatus (white-throated tinamou), 2722 nucleotides. RefSeq names its product Scm like with four mbt domains 1 (gene SFMBT1). The record is from RefSeq and is a predicted model, not a curated record. NCBI's taxonomy places the organism in Eukaryota, Metazoa, Chordata, Aves, Tinamiformes, Tinamidae. Gene Ontology annotation, cellular component: nucleus. Gene Ontology annotation, molecular function: chromatin binding; histone binding; transcription corepressor activity. Gene Ontology annotation, biological process: negative regulation of DNA-templated transcription.
AUCCCCUCUUGAAUGUCGCUGGGAACAAAGGUGGGAGACAACUCAUGACCCCCAAAGUGUGACAGGCUUGGGCUGUGCUGCUUCUGGCUGCUUAGAAUAACCCCGGGCCACUGUGGAGAUGAAUGGAGAACAGCAGUAUGAUGCAGAUGCUGGUUCUGGUGUGGAAGAAAUGGAAUUCAAUUGGGAUGAGUAUCUAGAAGACACAGGAGCAACUGCAGCCCCCCAUGGAUCUUUUAAACAUGUGGAUACGAGUCUGCAGAAUGGUUUUGCCCCUGGUAUGAAGCUAGAAGUUGCUGUCAAGUCUGACCAAAACACCUACUGGGUGGCCACCAUCAUCACGACGUGCGGGCAGUUGCUCCUGCUGCGCUAUGACGGCUACGGCGAGGACCGCAAGGCUGACUUCUGGUGCGAUAUCAUGACAGCGGAUCUGCACCCCAUCGGCUGGUGCGAGCAGAACAAGAAGAUUCUCAAAGUGCCUGAAGGUAUUAAGGAGAAGAUAGCUGACCAGGAGCAGUUCCUUCAGCAGGUGCUGAAAGGAGCAUGCAGCGCUCCCGCUAACCUGCUGGAGGGGCUUCAUAGAGGGAAGAAUCCUUUGGAUCUCAUUGCACCGGGCUCCAGACUAGAACUGCAAAACUUCCAGGACUCCUUGGAAGCUUGGAUUGUCAACGUGGUCGAAAACGUGGGAGGGAGGCUGCAGUUGCGAUACGAAGGUUUGGAAGAUUCUGACAAGUUUGACCAAUGGAUUUUCUACUUGGACCCUUUUCUUCAUCAAGUGGGCUGGGCAGCUCAACAGGGAUAUGACCUGAAACCGCCUUUAGCCAUUAGGUCCUUGAAGAGUGAAGCAGAUUGGCAAGAGAUCCUGAAGAAGGUGAAAGAGGAAGAAGAGGAGUCAUCAGUUCCUACUGAUCUUUUUAAGGAGAAACCUGUGAUUGGAGUGCAUUCCUUCUCUGAAGGCAUGAAGCUAGAAGCUGUGGACCCACUGGCCCCUUUUGUCAUCUCUCCUGCUACAGUUAUCAGGGUAUACGAUGACAAAUAUUUCAUGAUAGAAAUUGAUGACUUGAGACCCGAACGCACAGCCAGCCAGUCUUACAUUUGUCAUGUCAACAGUGCUGGUAUUUUCCCUGUGCAGUGGAGCCUGAAGAAUGGCUUGCAUCUCAGUCCCCCACUAGGUUACCCUGGGCAGGACUUUGACUGGGCAGACUACCUCAAACAGUGUGGUGCUGAGGCAGCCCCCCAGAGCUGCUUCCCGGCGUUAACUUCUGACCAUGGAUUUAAAGAGAAUAUGAAACUCGAGGCCGUGAAUCCAGUUGAUCCUGAGGAAGUCUGCAUUGCCACGGUCACCAAGGUGAAAGGUUCCUACCUCUGGCUUCAGCUGGAAGGCUCCAAAAAGCCCAUCCCUGACUGUAUAGUGAGUGUGGAAUCAAUGAAUAUAUUUCCAGUGGGUUGGUGUGAGACGAAUGGAUAUCAGCUCAGACCUCCUCGCAAAGCAAUAGUAAACAAGCAGAAAAAAAUUGCAGUAGUUCAGCCAGAGAAACAAAUUUUGUCUUCAAGGACAGUUCAUGAUGGACUAAAGAACCAGGAGCUGAACUCCUCUGACUCAGUGGUCAUUAAUGGAAAAUACUGCUGCCCAAAGAUCUACUUCAACCACCGGUGCUUCUCAGGGCCCUACCUUAACAAAGGCCGGAUUGCUGAGCUGCCCCAGUCCGUGGGGCCCGGGAACUGCGUCCUCGUCUUGAAGGAGGUUCUCACUCUGUUGAUCAACGCAGCCUACAAACCCAGCCGUGUCCUUCGAGAGCUGCAGUUGGAUGAAGAAGCUGCCUGGCACGGGCAUGGAGAGACCCUAAAAGCCAAGUACAAAGGGAAGAGUUACCGUGCGACUGUGGAAGUUGUGAGGACAGCAGACCGGGUGGCAGAUUUCUGCAGGAAAACAUGCAUCAAACUGGAGUGCUGUCCAAACCUCUUUGGUCCUCAGAUGGUGCUAGAUAAGUGCUCCGAGAACUGCUCGGUGCUCACAAAGACUAAAUACACACAUUAUUAUGGAAAGCGGAAAAACAAGCGGAUAGGCAGGCCCCCGGGUGGCCACAGUAACCUGGAAGUAGCCAUGAAGAAGCCAAAUAAAAGACGGAAGAGACGAAAACACUUUUUUGUUCAUAAGAAAAAACGCCCUUCUACUUCAGUGGAUAACACUCCAGCUGGAUCUCCCCAGGGCAGUGGGGGAGAAGAGGAGGAUGACCAGGACGAGGUAGAUGAAGAAUCGCUGACGGAGGAUAGCACCUCGGAGCAACAGGACGAAUUGCUCGAGGAGUCGGAAGUGUCAGAGAAGAAGUCGCUCUCAUCCUCUCCUACGCAGAGUGAACUGUCUCAUUCCCUGGCGCAGGACCGGGACAAGAGGAAGAGGAAGCUCAGGACCUUCUCCUUUUCUGAUGAUGAAAAUAAACCUCCUUCACCAAAGGAAAUAAAGAUUGAAGUUGCUGAAAAGCUGCAGUUGGACAGUAACCCCCUGGAAUGGAGUGUGUCCGAUGUUGUACGAUUCCUCAAGUCCACUGACUGUGCCCCACUGGCAAGAAUCUUCCUCGAUCAGGAAAUUGAUGGCCAGGCGCUGCUGCUGCUCACGUUGCCCACUGUUCAGGAGUGUAUGGACUUGAAACUGGGGCCGGCUAUUAAACUCUGCCAUCAUAUCGAGCGGGUGAAACUUGCCUUUUACCAGCAGUUUGCUAACUGA